AUGCCCCGGGGCAGCGGGGCCGCCCCCCGAGGGGCUCUCCCCGAAGCGGAGCCGCUCCGGGUGCCGGUGGCCGUGAGGGGCCCCCAGCCCCGCGGGGCUUUAUCUGCCCCGGGGCGCCGUUAUCUCCCAGCACGGACCAUCUGCUCGGGGGGGCGGGCACCGGCACUGCUCGGCCCUGCUCGCCACGUGCACGGCGUCCCCCUCGCCCGCUGCCACCGAGCAUCCCCGGGGGUGCCACUCGGCGCUGGCACCGGCACUUGCAGAGGGGAGCGGCGGCCCCGUCCCGGGAGGGGUCCCGGGGCGCCCCGCCACGUGCUGCCCGCCCCGUCCGGGGCCGCGCGCGGCGGCGCGGCGGAACAAUGCACGGUGGGAAAUGCAGUCCUCCAUUCAAAGCCCCAAAAACGCGCCAAGCCGCCCGCUCGCCCCCCCUCCGUGCCCGCCGCCACCGCCAGGGACCCCAGCCCGCCCCGCGGCCCCGGGACACCGGGGAGCCGCGAGCGCAGCGCCGAGUUGCACCGAGGGCGGCUCCGCAAGGCAGCGGGCGGCCCCUUUGUCCCGGCCCGACGGGGCAGCGCGGCCGCCUCCCGCCGCCGUGCCCGCUCCGGCUCCCCGCGGCCCCCCCGCCCGGUGCCGCCGUCCCGGCCCCCGCCCGGUCCUGCCUGCGCGGGGCCGCCGUGGGAGCGCGCGCGGGGAUCUCGCGGAGCCCCGACGGCGGUAGCGGUGGCUCCGCCGAGCGCGUGGUGCGGCUCGCGCUCGACCGCCCCCUCCGCCCGCGCGCGCGCGCCGCCGGCCCGCCCCCCUCCGCACUACAACCCCCAGCGCGCCCCGCGCUCGCCGCGCAUGCGCACCGCCGAUCCACCACCCCCCCCCGCCGCCGCCAUGUGCUCGCCGCGCGCGCGCCCCCUCCCCCUCGCCCCACGCGCACCAGCCACGCGGGGGCGGCGCGAGACACCCUCAGCCCCCCACAACACAUACACACACCCCCCUCACGGCCCGGGGGAACACCCGGGGACCCCCAAAAACCAGCCCCGAGCCCCCCAGCCCCGGACCCACCACCCCGCACCGCCCCGAGUUUCGGCCUCUCCCGCCGCCGCCUCCCCGGUCCAUUGUUGGUGCCGCGGAAGCCGCCGGCCGUGGACGGGGCGGGCGCGGGGGGCCCCGCGUUGCGGAGGAGCCGCGGGCCCGCGCGGGGCGAGCCCGGCGCACUCCUACAGGUGGGUGGCGGCCGCCCGAGCCCCGCACAGCGCUGCCGCCCCCGCGCUCCCCGCACCGAGCCCCGGCUCAGGGGUGCCCGUCCCGGUGCCCGUCCCCCAGCCCCGGGCAGCCCGCGCCGGCCGGCACUGA
Messenger RNA from Melospiza melodia melodia, 1344 nucleotides. RefSeq names its product basic proline-rich protein-like. The transcript has a single exon. Lineage: Eukaryota; Metazoa; Chordata; Aves; Passeriformes; Passerellidae. The record is from RefSeq and is a predicted model, not a curated record. The coding region runs from base 1 to 1344 and encodes 447 amino acids.